AUGAAGCGAUGUGGCGCUGGUGGUGAUGUGGACGUUGCUCACCCCGCCGUGUGUUUUCACCGCGAGGUGCUGACGUUUUUGAAGUGGACGGCCAUUCGUCGCGACUUUAUGGAAGCACUGCAGGGAUCCCCGCAUCUCCGCUUCAUUGAGCCGCGAAAGUUGUGGCGCCACAGUCAAGAGGCGCUGGGGAAGUGGGUGCUUUCGCAGGUGGCCCGCGACACGCGCAGCGGCACGGAACCCGCCGCGUCCUUUUCGUUCUUCCCCACAAGGGCCGUGCUGUCAGGUGGCACGUACGACGAGCAGCUUAUCCGCGAUAUUUCUCUCAAGUGUGAGGCCUCUAGUAGCCCGGAGGUCGUGGCGGAAAUUAAAGCGCUACUGACGCAUUUAAACCUCUCGCAGCGCUGUGAGGACGCGGCAGCGGAGGUGCAGCGGGAACUGAACUCCACGAUUCCUUCAAUGUACUGCACCCCAUUGCUGCGCAUCAUUGACGCGACGGAGGAAGAGGGCCGCACAGCGUCGCAGCGUCGGGUACAGGGCUCCAUUGCGGAGAUUAGUGCCCAGUGGCCAAAACACGUGCGACGCGGUUGCCCACCCGUCUCUAUUCCACAUGCAGCUUACAAGAAGCUGGAAAUGUGCUACAAAUAUUUUUCAGAGAGAACAGAGACGGAGCGAUACCCCAGACUGGACCCUGGCAGUCGCUUCCUCCUUCGAGCGGCGACACUUGUACUACGCUACGAGGGUUGCCUGGCAACGGGAUCACUGCAGUUGUGUGCUGACACUCGAUUAAAACAGCACCUGCACGCUGCAGGCUAUCAUGUGAUGGACCUGUGCGCCUCCCCGAUUAAUGCGUAUAUGGGUUCACCCAAGGCUGGCUGCUGCUUCAUGCGUGGUGAUGGUGGCUGUGAUGUGGAUGACAACAAUGAAGCCUCAUCUCUAGAGGAUGAAAACACACCCAACCACUUUUGCAGUGCCUUUCCUGACACCGAUUGCUACUUUGGAAGCCUUGGCAGUGCGCUACAGUUUGACGUUGAGGCUGCGUACAAAUCGCCUGAAGUGAAUCCGGAAAAGAAACCUCUGCUGUUGACACUUGAUGUACCGUACGAUGAGGACAUCUGUGAACGGCUAUUCUUAAGGCUUAUUCGUGACAUGCAGCGUGUUGAGAGUAUGACAAAGAUGCAGCAAGAGCAAUUAUCACCCCCUCCAUACAUUGCGGACUACGUGUUGGUGUUGCCGCUGUGGUGGGAUGUGCCAAUGCAGCGAAGGAAGCUGCUGUUUAGGACGGCAGGUGGUGGUCCGCCUUCCUCGUUCGAGGAAGAACAAAAGUCACUGGACGUCAUUGUCAAGGAACGCAGUGCGAUGCUGCAUAGCGGUUUUACCGUUCCGUACGAGUGGCCACAACUUUUGGCGAAGGCAGCAGGGGAAAGUUGGGUUUGUUUUGAUGGUGUUUUUCUGGGCGACAGUUACAAGUAUUUCUGCACUUCAACGAACAGGUGGUUGCAUGGGGUGACAGCCACGGAAGUCAUUGGAUUGUCGCAGCCCCGAGCAGACGCAGACGGCGGUAACUCGCUGGAAACGCAGAUGACUUCCUUCUAUGGGGGCUAG
Molecule: messenger RNA, 1602 nt
Organism: Trypanosoma rangeli
Lineage: Eukaryota; Euglenozoa; Kinetoplastea; Trypanosomatida; Trypanosomatidae
Exons: 1
Coding region: 1-1602 (533 amino acids)
Molecular function (GO): mRNA (2'-O-methyladenosine-N6-)-methyltransferase activity; RNA polymerase II C-terminal domain binding
Source: RefSeq, a predicted model, not a curated record